Messenger RNA from Perca flavescens (yellow perch), 2362 nucleotides. RefSeq names its product solute carrier family 37 member 4b (gene slc37a4b). Gene Ontology annotation, biological process: glucose-6-phosphate transport; phosphate ion transmembrane transport. Gene Ontology annotation, cellular component: endoplasmic reticulum membrane. Gene Ontology annotation, molecular function: glucose 6-phosphate:phosphate antiporter activity. NCBI's taxonomy places the organism in Eukaryota, Metazoa, Chordata, Actinopteri, Perciformes, Percidae. The transcript has 10 exons. The coding region runs from base 543 to 1895 and encodes 450 amino acids. The record is from RefSeq and is a predicted model, not a curated record.
CAGACAUCCUGACACAUCACACUGCGGUGCAACAUGAACUCUUUUGCCACGGUGGCUGACAGGCUCGUUUCAGUCAUUGUGUCACGGUGACGCGCUCAAGAGCUGCAGAUUCAUGAACGCGCGCCGUUCUUUUUAAUGGAUGGGAUCAGGAAGAGGGACGCGGAUGAAAGAUCGGUGUAAGGUUUCCCCCUCAGUCAUCACUUCUACAAGCAGCAGCCUCACAGAUAAACGGAGCGUCCAGCCUGCAAGAAGAGUCCUAUCCAGAGUGUUUCUCCUCAUUGAAAAGAUUUAAUCAGUGCUGCCCAGCCAAUGCGACAUCUUAUUCCAUAUCUCUAAUGUGCCAGUGCAAACAAGUUCUUGAUAUCGUUGACUUUUUACCAAGAGAAGUCCAACAACAGCUGCUGAUUACAGCGCGGCUCUCAGCUUGGCUGGCUAUAAUCUAGAUGCCGGAGGACCCAAAUACAAGACUCCGCUGAAGAAAAGACUGAGGAAUUUUUAUUUUUUUUUUCUCAUCGUCCUUGAAGUUGAGCUUGGGUCCAAUCAUGGGGGCCACAGGCUAUGGUUACUACCGUGUAACCAUCUUCUUCUGCAUGUUCAUGGGCUACGCGCUGUACUUCUUCAACAGGAAGACCUUCUCCUUCGUGAUGCCCUCUGUGAUGGAAGAGAUCCAACUGGACAAAGAUGACUUGGGUCUGAUCACCAGCAGCCAGACCAUGGCCUAUGCCAUCAGUAAGUUCAUCAGCGGCGUGCUGUCGGAUCAGAUCAGUGCCCGCUGGCUUUUCUCCAUCGGACUCUUCUUGGUGGGAGGCAUCAACGUCGCCUUCUCCUGGUCCUCCACUGUCCCCAUGUUCUCGCUGCUCUGGUUCAUCAACGGCCUGGGACAAGGCUGUGGCUGGCCCCCGUGUGGCAAAGUGCUGCGCAAGUGGUUUGAGCCCUCCCAGUUUGGAACAUGGUGGUCUGUGCUGUCCUGCAGCAUGAACCUGGCUGGAAGUCUGGGUCCAAUCCUGGUCACAGUACUCCUGCAGUACUACGACUGGAGGACCAUCCUGACCAUGUCAGGCGUUUUCUGUGCUGCCUUCUCCCUUGUCUGUGUGGCGUUUGUAAAGAACGAGCCAAAGGAUGUGGGCCUGCCCAGCAUCGAGGCAGCAGUCAAGAAGGGCGCUAAGGGAGGGACCAGCGAGAGCACCCUGAGGGAGUUCCUCCUCUCUCCGUUCCUGUGGGUGCUGUCUCUGGGCUACCUGGUGGUGUUCGGGGUGAAGACGGCUGCCACUGACUGGGGACAGCUGUUCCUCAUGCAGGAGAAAGGCCAGACUGUUCUCAUGGGCAGCACCUACAUGAGUGCCUUGGAGGUGGGAGGUUUUGUGGGCAGCCUGGCAGCGGGCUUACUCUCUGACAGAGCUGUAGCUCGGCAAGGCCUGGGCACCCACGGCAACCCCCGCCACGGCCUGCUCAUUCUCAUGAUGGCCGGGAUGUAUGUGUCCAUGUACCUCUUCAGAGUCACCAUCACGCCUGAAGUCCCACAGGAGGCUCCUCUUUGGGUCCAAGUCAUUCACCCCGUCUCUGUCCUCAUUGGUGUAUCAGAAAAAGAGAUCUGGAUCCUGUUCCUCGGUGCUAUGUUUGGAUUCUCUUCUUACGGACCUAUUGCCUUGUUUGGGGUGAUCGCCAGUGAAAGUGCUCCUUCAAAUUUUUGUGGAACCUCUCAUGCUGUUGUAGCUCUGAUGGCAAAUGUGGGGGCUUUUAUGGCGGGGCUUCCCUUCAGCACUAUUGCCAAACAACACAGCUGGGAUAUGGCCUUCUGGGUAGCCGAGGUGAUAAUGGCCGCCGCCACCAUCGGCUUCUUCCUCGCACGCAACAUGCGCACCAAAAUGGGACGGAUCGCAGUGAAAAUGGACUAAUGUGUCCUCCGGAAAGUGAGCCGACUGUUGACGUCCUGUCAUGUGCCCAGACGGACUGUGUUCCUGCACUGUUGACGGCUCGGUGUACACAAUACUGCACAUUAACACAACCAUCAGUUUGACCAAACACGACCACUGUCGCACGGACUAAUCGCCAACAUUUUGUUUCUAAUUAAUUGGGUUGAUGUACUGUAGAUGCUCAGGGUGGGUGGGCGUCAUUUAACAACUUUAGAUUCACAAGCAGGUACUUUUGUAAUUGUUUAUCACAAGAUAGUCUGGCUACCACACAUACAUUUUGUUAUAUGAGAAAAAAAAUAAACGCUCUGGGUUGUUUUCAUUAGUUUAAACCAAUCACUAUUGUUUUUGGCGGCGCUAGACUCCGGACGCAGGGACGGUGGCUCUGCAAAACCUUCUCUGGAAGGAACUUGUUGUGGUGGAACAUUUGCACCCCGCAGAAGAAAACGCCA